Tigriopus californicus is the source of this 1897-nucleotide messenger RNA. RefSeq lists its product as uncharacterized. The transcript has 4 exons. NCBI's taxonomy places the organism in Eukaryota, Metazoa, Arthropoda, Copepoda, Harpacticoida, Harpacticidae. Gene Ontology annotation, molecular function: metallopeptidase activity. The record is from RefSeq and is a predicted model, not a curated record. The coding region runs from base 79 to 1683 and encodes 534 amino acids.
AAACUUCAAUUCCAAGUUUGGAACAUAUCCACCCAAACCUGACUCUCUUAUCCGUGAUUGGCGGGCGUUUUUGCAACCAUGAAGCCCAUCGAUCAUUAUCGUCCCAUCUUUAUGGGGUGGGUUGGCUUUUUAGUGUUCAGUUUCACCUUUCUUCCUUUUGGCCAAUCGGCUUCUCUUGGACGGCCUUUCCUCACCAUAUUCUCCGAUCAAAGCCAGGCCAAGCUUGUCAAGGAUUGCCAAGAAGAUGACAUUCAGUCUUGUCAAUUGGUGAGCGUGGAUUUUGACGCUCUGAGAGAGGCUCAAACCUUUUUGGUCCCGAACAGCCAUUCCGUUCUGUUGGAACGCGUCACCAAGAUUGACGGAGACGAUGACUCAAUCGACUCCUAUUUCUAUCAGGAUCAAUUUGGGAGUACGGCCAUCUUGACAGUGACAGGUCCAGCGUCGAGGUAUCCUCGACUAACUGCCACCAUUACUCUCCACCAUAAACAUGCCAAACCUGCCGAGACACUUCAUUACAUCGAAAACUGUGGCAUAGAUUGUCACGUGUACAUUGUGGAAGGGUCCGACAAAAAAGAGUCAAUCAUGGAUGGCGUUCAACCAGACGAAUCCGAAACCGAAGGAGCCGUCUCCGAAGAGGACGCAGAAUUGGGGAAUGAUGAUGAUGAUGAUGAUGACGAUCAAAUGGAUGACCGUCAAUCAUCCCAAAGUCCGACCAUUAUCAACGUCAUGUUCUAUUACACGGAUGAAUUCGAGGACGUGACCUCGGAUAUUGUUGGAUAUGUCAAUCAACAAAUCAUGGCCACCAAUCUGGGGUACCAGAUGAGCAAUAUUAACUUGAAGGCCCGGGUGUUUUGCAUCGAGAAAAUUGCCAACUUUCGCGAGUCAGGCUCACCAAUCUCACUUCUUCAAAACUUUGCCAGACUUAAACGAAGCCGGAACAGCGCCGACAUCGCAAUUCUACUCUUGUCCAAAGUAAAGGACCGAGUUUGUGGCAUUGCUUACACGGAUGCAUUGAGAACCAGAAGUCGAUUGUCGUUCGGUUGGAUUGCCAAAGGCUGCCCAAGUCAUACGCUGGGGCACGAGAUUGGCCAUACUUUUGGGGCUCUGCAUAACCGAGAAAUUUCUCAAGGCAGCGUACCCCGGGGGGGAUAUGCUUAUGGGAACUUGAUCACAUUGGAGAAUGGAACCCCAAGCGGACGUCACUCCAUCAUGGCUUACACUGCCCCGAACUACGAAUUGACCGUGAAUUGCUAUUCGGGUCCCGAUGUGAUUUGCCAAGGUCUCGUAACGGGCGACCACAGGAAUGAUGUUAAGCGCGUCUUGGUGGGCCGCAAAUUGGGAAUGAGUCGCAUUGGAAAUGAACGCAACGCCUGUAGGGGGCUUUCAGCCACAACGACCACCACAACCACUUCAACUACAACAAGCACAAGCACAACCACAAGCUUGGCAAUUGAGUCUUCAACUGACACAGAAGAUCCACAGGAAACUGUUUCUGACACCGGGACUGAGACGGUUACCAAUAACCCCGACCCAGGUACCUCUACCACCACCACCACCACCUCCACCACUACCACGGUUGCACCAGCCAAAGGUUCCAGUGUAGUGUGCAGAUUGUGCCGACGGUUGUACUGUGUUGUCUACCCGGCAUAUUGUUAUAUUUGCAAUCGACCAUGUGGUGUGUAAAAAGAAGCCAAUCUCACAAGGGAAUUCUUUCGCGAUCCCAAGCUUUAAAAAACCGCUCAGGAUUACGCCUAUUUUCGAUUUCAUUUAUUGGGUUUCUUAUUUAUUGAGAGAGUCUACCCCAAAUACCUUGUGGUGAAUGGUAAGCUCUGGAUGACAUCUGCACCUAUUUUCAUCUUCUAUUGGAAUACACUAAAGGCUUUGACAAAAUCAAAAU